Molecule: messenger RNA, 1134 nt
Organism: Salpingoeca rosetta
Lineage: Eukaryota; Choanoflagellata; Craspedida; Salpingoecidae
Product: AGC/PKA protein kinase
Exons: 10
Coding region: 1-1134 (377 amino acids)
Biological process (GO): peptidyl-serine phosphorylation
Cellular component (GO): nucleus; cAMP-dependent protein kinase complex
Molecular function (GO): ATP binding; cAMP-dependent protein kinase activity
Source: RefSeq, a predicted model, not a curated record
AUGUUUGCCAAGCGCCGCGCAAAGAAGGAGGGCUCCUCCAAGAUGAAGGGCGAUCUUGAGAUUCGUCCAUAUCGCCGCGCAACCAAAGAGAGCCGGAAGAAGAAAGAGCGCGCAGCGUUUGAGGCAAGGUUGAAGAAGCUGGCAUCAGGCUACGUCAGUGAAAAGACACUGCAUGACUUCUCGAUCAGCCGAACGCUUGGCACAGGCUCGUUUGGCCGCGUGUUGUUGGCGCAGUCGAAGGACAAGAGCGGCAACGUCGUGCGUGACGACUACAAGGCCGUCAAAAUCAUCAACAAGGACCGCGUCAUCAAGACCAGACAGGUUGAACACACGAUCAACGAGAAGAACAUUCUCUUCUGCAUCGACUGCCGAUUCGUUGUUACCCUCUACGACUACUUCCAAGACGUCAAGUGCCUGUACUUUGUGCUUGAGUUUGUCAACGGUGGUGAGAUGUUUACGCACAUCCAAAAGCAGCGCAAACGUCGUUUCUCUGAGGAGCAGACGCGCUUCUUUGCUGCUGAGACGGUGCUGGCGUUUGAGUAUCUGCACAACCUGGACGUCAUUUUCCGCGACCUCAAGCCCGAGAACAUGCUCAUUGACCACCGCGGCCACAUCCGCGUCACAGACUUUGGCUUUGCGAAGCGCGUGGAGGACAAGACCUGGACCAUGUGCGGCACGCCCGAGUACCUCGCACCAGAGAUUAUCGUCAACAAAGGCUACAGCCACGCCGUGGACUGGUGGGCCGUCGGUGUGCUGACAUACGAGAUGCGUUGCGGCCGCUCCCCAUUUGAGUCUCGCUCCCAGAUGGAAAUGUUCAAGAGGAUCACAAAGCGCGACUUCAAGUUUCCCAGCGGGUUCACAGACAACGAGAAGUCCUUCAUCAACGGCCUGCUCCAGGUUGACCUGACGCGCCGCCUGGGGAACAUGCACGCUGGUGUCGACGACAUCAAGGGCCACCCUUACUUUGCCAAGAUCGACUGGGACUCGCUCUACUCCCAAACCGCCAUCUCCCCCUACAUUCCAAAGGUGACCGGCCCUGGAGACUGCAGGAACUUUGACACGUACCCGGAGGAGCCUGUGCGCUGGCACGGCCAGGGCACAGACAAGUUUGGCGACACUUUCGUUGGCUUCUGA